AGCCAUUAUUUGAGCUGUCUUUUUCUCAUUUUCAAAAGAGAAAAAUUCUUACUGAGUAAGAUAGAUAUGUGUCUAAAAUCUUGGAAAUAUUGAAGGAAGGCUACAUAUUAACAAGAGAUGAUUUAUGGUUGUUUUCAAUCCGUCAGUGGUGUUUUAGAUAUGGAUGAGGUGCUAAAGGAACACUUAGAAGAUGUUUGUGGAUUGGUAAGUAAAUCGUGUGAAGAGGGAAAUUUUGAGGAGGGCAUGGAAAUUAUACUAGAUUCUGGUUUAAACCCUCUUGAGUAUGAUAUGCUGUUCGAUUUGAAGUUAGAAUGUCUGAAAGGAUUAGGUGAUGAUAAUUCAGUUGAGGAGUGUGUAACUCAGCGAACAGAAGCCGAGAGAUUCCAGGAUGCAGUAGCUUUAGUAGCUGGCUAUAAACACAAUAUGAUACCAGAAUUGCUUGAAAUUAUAAUUGCCGGAACUGAAGAAAGAAGCCCCAAAACUUCAGUGUUUGAUAAUGGAUUUUUUGCUUACACGGAAGUUGGUGAUGAGAUGAAACCAGAACCUAUUCUAACAACUGAGAUUCCCCUCCAGUUCAAUCACAUUAUUGGUGAAAGUCUUGGAAACAAGCUUUACAAGGGGAUUGUUACUUGCCAUUCUUGGACUAGAAACAUGUCAUUCAUUUCUGCAACAUCUAGUCAGAUAUACGAGAUUGAUAUGUUGAAAAACAUUGGAUGUGAAAAUGAGUUCAUGGUAUAUGUUUCUCAUUCCGUGUACGAUGAAGUGCUAUUAUCAUUGUUGGUGGUGGAACCGUUAGUUCCGCUUAGGCACUUCUUUCGUUUGCAGUUAGAUUUGUUCAGAUCCCGUGGUUCUAAAGAAACAACGAAAGGAGAUUGGUGGAAAUCCAUCGCUGCUACUUUCACUCAGAUAUUUGGGAGUGAAGUUCCCUAUAUUUGGUUGUAUAAUCAUCCAUUCUUCUGGUCAAGUCAAGAGCGGGUGGAUUUUAUCAAGGAUUUGAAAGAAUUUAUGAAAGAAGAUAUUGUGGACGAGAAGAAUCUUAACUAUCAUCUUGAAGCGUGUUAUAGUCCAUGCGAACCUGAAAUUCAUUGGAGCAGAAAAAUUGAUUUGAGGGUAUUUGAGGAGAUUUUUCAUAGACCAAAAGUUGACCAUUUAGUCAAAAAAUAUGAUGCUACCCUCCCGAUGGACAUGGUUCGCUACAUGACCGCGUGUUACAGCCAUAUCAACGAUUACACCUACACCUAUGGGGGAACCAGAGAGGUACCUCGGAUAGUUGAAGACAUUGGUGCAAAAGUUUUUCAAUCUAUCUAUCCUGAAGCAUCAUCAAUCCACCCACCACGAUCCUCACCUAUGUCCAAGAAUAUUGAUUGGGACAAGGUGCCUGAUAGGAGUUCUCUUUCCCCAUGUUUAAGAGCCUUGUUGACGUGUGCCAGAAACUUGAACAAUGGAUUGAUUGAGAUUCCUGUUCAGAAAAAGGUUAUGAACAUCCCUCAUAGCCUUCGGUUUGGGCAAGAGGAGAUGAUUGAAUUACUGAAGAAAGGGGAGCUUAAGGCCAUUCACAUAAAAGCUUAUAUUAGGCUGUUGUACGAUGAAUAUGAAGGAGUCAGAGAUGCCUUUGGUUUUAUGUUUCCUUCAAUGAUAUCUCUAGAUGCCUCGGAGUUCCAAGCUCACUCAAACUACAUUGUGUGUGCUCUAGAUGGGUCAAAAAAUAAAGUUCUUUUUGCACCAUAUAAUGUUGGGCGGCACUGGAUAUUAUGUCUAAUUGAUCCAAAGAAAGGCGUUGUCCACUACUUGAAUCCUUCUAGAGCCGAGCCUCCUGAAGAUCUAAAGAAUGUUGUUGAGGCGUCAUAUUUUGCAGAUGCAUCAGAUCACUACGAUCAAGCGGCACUUUCUUAGCAAUCCUCUUUAACUCAACACGGCAACAAAAUAAUGUGUACCAUAAGAUAAUUUAAGGUAUAAUAGACUGGAUUUCAAACAAAAUAAGAUAGUUUUAAGCUCAAACCAGAAUCCUUUUUAAUUUUUUUCAAUUGAAAUGAAAAUACUUUUAGAAAAUGAUGUAGAAUUAACGAAACAGAGUAUAGAAUUGCGAAAUCAUUAAAGAAACAAAAUAAGAAUACUUUACCUGUGACGAAUAUCAGAGGCGUGAAGCAGGAGGCAAU
Molecule: messenger RNA, 2156 nt
Organism: Cuscuta campestris
Lineage: Eukaryota; Viridiplantae; Streptophyta; Magnoliopsida; Solanales; Convolvulaceae
Source: the annotation of a GenBank genome assembly